Balaenoptera acutorostrata (minke whale) is the source of this 2599-nucleotide messenger RNA. It is a transcript of the gene CBX4, whose product is annotated as chromobox 4. The record is from RefSeq and is a predicted model, not a curated record. NCBI's taxonomy places the organism in Eukaryota, Metazoa, Chordata, Mammalia, Artiodactyla, Balaenopteridae. The coding region runs from base 174 to 1823 and encodes 549 amino acids. Gene Ontology annotation, biological process: negative regulation of DNA-templated transcription. The transcript has 5 exons.
GGGGCGGGCGCGGGCAGCGGCGGGCGGCCGGGCUGUGCUGGGCGAGCGGCGGCGGCGGCGGCGGCGCGGACGGCGGGGGCGCCUCGGCCGGGGCGGCAGCGGGGCGCCGGCGGGAGCCAGCAGCGUCUGCAGCCGCGCCGGCCGCCCGCGCCCCGGCGCGCUCCGGCUCGGCCAUGGAGCUGCCAGCUGUUGGCGAGCACGUCUUCGCGGUGGAGAGCAUCGAGAAGAAGCGGAUCCGCAAGGGCAGAGUGGAGUAUUUGGUGAAAUGGAGAGGCUGGUCCCCCAAAUAUAACACGUGGGAACCCGAGGAGAACAUCCUGGAUCCCCGGCUGCUGAUCGCCUUCCAGAACAGGGAACGGCAGGAGCAGCUGAUGGGAUAUCGGAAGCGAGGGCCGAAGCCCAAACCACUGGUGGUGCAGGUACCUACUUUUGCCCGUCGUUCCAACGUGCUGACCGGACUCCAGGACUCCUCGGCUGACAACCGCGCCAAGCUGGAGCUGGGUGGUCAGGGCAAGGGCCAGGGGCACCAGUACGAGCUCAACAGCAAGAAGCACCACCAGUACCAGCCGCACAGCAAGGAGCGGGCGGGCAAGCCCCCACCGCCAGGCAAGAGCGGCAAAUACUACUACCAGCUCAACAGCAAGAAGCACCACCCCUACCAGCCGGACCCCAAAAUGUAUGACCUGCAGUACCAGGGCAGCCACAAGGAGGCGCCCAGCCCCACCUGCCCGGACCUAGGCGCCAAGAGCCACCCGCCCGAUAAGUGGGCCCACGGCGGGGGGGCCAAGGGCUACCUGGGAGCGGUGAAGCCCCUGGCCGGUGCGGUCGGGGCUCCAGGCAAGGGCUCCGAGAAGGGUCCCCCCAACGGGAUGACGCCGGCCCCCAAGGAAGCGGUGACGGGCAACGGGAUUGGGGGCAAGAUGAAGAUAGUCAAAAACAAGAACAAGAACGGACGCAUCGUGAUCGUGAUGAGCAAGUACAUGGAGAACGGCAUGCAGGCGGUGAAGAUCAAGUCAGGGGAGGCAGCCGAGGGCGAGGCGCGCUCCCCCAGCCACAAGAAGCGGGCUGCCGAGGAGCGUCACCCCCCUGCAGACAGGACUUUCAAAAAGGCCGCGGGGGCGGAGGAGAAGAAGGUGGAAACGCCCUCCAAGAGGAGGGAGGAGGAGGGGCCGGGGGCCGGGGACCCGCAGCCCCAGGAGGCCGGCUCCCGCAAGCUCUCCCCGACCAAGGAGGCCUUCGGCGAGCAGCCCUUGCAGCUCACCACCAAGCCUGACCUGCUGGCCUGGGACCCGCCCCGCGGCACACAGCCGCCCUCCCACCAUCACCACCACCACCACCACCACCAUCACCACGCCGUCGACCUAAAUCUCUCCCACGCGCGCAAGCGCUGCCUCUCCGAGACCCACGGCGAGCGAGAGCCCUGCAAGAAGCGCCUGACAGCGCGCAGCAUUAGCACCCCCACCUGCCUGGGGGGCAGCCCCACCGCCGAGCGCCCCGCGGACGUCCCCCCCGCAGCCGCCCUCCCGCAACCGGAGGUCAUCCUGCUGGACUCAGACCUGGACGAGCCCAUAGACUUGCGCUGCGUCAAGACGCGCGGCGAGGCCGGGGAGCCGCCCAGCGCCCUGCAGGUGAAGCCUGAGGCGCCCGCAACCGCGGCGGUGGCAGCUGCGCCGGCGACAGCGGCCGAGAAGCCUCCGACCGAGGCCCAGGACGAGCCCGAGGAGCCACUCAGCGAGUUCAAACCCUUCUUUGGGAAUAUAAUUAUCACCGACGUCACCGCAAACUGCCUCACCGUCACGUUCAAGGAGUACGUGACGGUGUAGCCGAAGGGCUUCGGAAGGGAAAGCGCUGUACCCGCCGGGGCUUAACACCUGGGGCCUGGGGGCGGACUCCUCCUCUUUCCGACUGCGGGAGAUCCGGGCCGGGCCCCAGCGCGAAAAUGCCAGAAGCCGCGGCAACCGCGCCCCUCCACCGGGUUCUGGCUGGAGCGCCCGGCCCACACUGGCGCCUUCCACGCCGUGCCUGCGGGUCUCGCCCCUCAUCUGCCCCAUCCCCUCUCUCGUGGACCUCCGGGACUGACAGGGCAGCCACUCGAGGCGGUCUAAGAGUUAUAGUAUUAUAUUUUAACCGUGCUAACUUGUCAAGUGCAGACUUUACUCCCGUUUGUACGUGGUGUUAUUAUUGAAAUGUAUUGUUUGAGCUCAAAAGGCCCACCACCCCCCUUCGGGCUGAUAUAUAUAUAUUUAUUUGUAGGUAUUUAUAUAUUGAAAUAUAAAAACCUAGAUUUAUGGAGUUCUCUCUAGAUCAUGUUAUAUUCUAUAUCAGACAAACUAUUUUCUGUUGACCUUUCUACCCAUUCAUUCAGUAUUUCGGUUGAUUUCAUUUCCUCCCCUUCCAGGAACUGCAAUACCAGUAACCUUGGUAUAUAUUUUUUGAUACUGUACACAUGGAUGUGUUGUUUCUAUGUGCAAAAAAAAAUUUUUUUUGUUAAAAGGCUAAACGAGCUCUCUAGAAACUGCUGCUACUAGAAAUGUCUAAACUAUAAGCUUCCAAUUAUUACCUGCUUGAAUGUAAAUAUUAAAUGGAGAUGUUGAAGGUG